AACGUCUGCAAAAAAACAAAACAAAAAAAUCCCCCGUCUAGCCAGAAUUGAAUACCAAUAUAAGUAAACGUUACAAAUUUUAAUCAAUUUAAAUAAAAAUCGAGUUUGAAAAAUCAUGCCAAGUGAAAGAGAAAAUAAAAAUAAAAUAAAUAAAUAUUUUGUACUAAGUUGUUAGGCUGUAUAUAAGGAAUAUAAACAAUUCAUUCAAAAGAGAAAAUUAAAAAAAAAAACUUGAAUUUAAAAAAAUUCCAUCAAGAAAAUAAAAAAGAGUUAUUAUCAUUAAUUUCUCAGUGUUUUGUAUUUGUUUUGCUAUUUCCAAUAUUGAUAUGUAACUUUAUGUGCCAACGUGGUGUAUAUAUGCGUCUGUGUGUGAGCAUUAAACAGUGUGUGAUAUAGUUAAGUUUUUAAUUUUGACUAAUAAAUUGACAACAGCAGUUAAAUUAGAAAAUCCACAACAACCAAAAAUUCCAAACAUCUAUGAACUUUGGUCUCUCAUUGAACAGAAUAAAAUACAUUUUUGCAUAUCAUAUAACAAAAAGUGAAAAUUGAAGUGUUUAAUAAUAAAAGAUGGAGCAUGUGUUUUCGAUUAAAACAGCAUAAACACCAGACAGCGCACUGUAAAGUGUAAAUAAAAAUAGUCUAUAAACAAAACAAAUGCCUCGCAGUCUGGAGAAAAACAUUGUUCGACAUAUAAUGUCAACAAAUCAUCAACCGGUAGGAAUAUCGCCAUCACAAGGUGUUAAUCCAUAUGACAACAACGACGCUAAUAAUUUAAGCCAACAAAGCUACAUCAAUGGAUUACCAAAAUAUUUUCCCAUGGAUGUUGAAGAAACUGAAAUGGAGACUACAAACGACUGUAGUCGACCUAUGUCGAAUUGUCAAAGUCCCUGUUCAUAUGGUUCAUCGACACUGGAUGAGCACGACGAUCUCAAUGCCAAAGAAGAUGAAUUGACAUUUUGCAUGUCUAGCUAUGCAAAAGAAGCUCUCAAAAUGAUGUUUAUGAUGCGUUCCCAUAACAUGUUAACCGAUGUGAUACUUGAGGUAAAGCAAGAACUUUUUCCAGCCCAUAAAGUUGUGCUGUCGGCAGCAUCGCCAUACUUUAAAGCCAUGUUUACGGGUGGCUUGAAGGAAACCGAAAUGUCACGAGUUCAACUACAAGGGGUGUGUCCCACAGCUAUGGGUCGAAUAAUAUAUUUCAUGUAUACGGGUCACAUACGAGUGACGGAAGUGACUGUUUGCCAACUACUACCUGCUGCCACAAUGUUUCAAGUGCCAAAUGUUAUAGAUGCGUGUUGUGCCUUCUUAGAACGACAAUUGGAUCCCACAAAUGCCAUAGGUAUUGCGAAUUUUGCAGAGCAGCAUGGUUGCAUAGAGCUGCAGAAGAAGGCCAAUCAUUUCAUUGAGAGACAUUUUACACAGGUCUGCCAAGAAGAGGAGUUUUUCCAAUUAUCCGCCUAUCAAUUGAUCACGUUGAUACGUCGCGAUGAACUUAAUGUCCAGGGUGAAGGUGAAGUCUAUAAUGCCGUCCUUAAAUGGGUCAAAUACGACGAAGAGAAUCGUUAUCCCAAAAUGGAACACAUUCUGUUCUCGGUUCGUUGUCAGCUGCUAACACCCACCUUCCUGCGAGAACAAAUGAAAAAUUGUGAUGUUCUUCGUAAGGUUCCUGCUUGUCGAGAGUAUUUGGCGAAAAUCUUUAAGGACCUUACCCUGCAUAAAAGACCAAUAGUUAAGGAACGCAAACCGAAUACCACACGCAUGAUAUUUGUUGCUGGUGGUUUUCUGCGUCAAUCCCUGGACAUAUUGGAGGCCUACAAUGUCGAUGACAAAACUUGGACAACAUUGCCUAGUUUAAGAAUACCAAGAUCUGGCCUAGGUGCGGCCUUUUUAAAAGGCGUUUUCUAUGCGGUGGGUGGUAGAAAUAACUGUAUUGGAUCCUCCUACGAUUCUGAUUGGGUUGAUCGCUAUAAUGCCUUGACUGAACAGUGGAGACCAUGUGCACCAAUGUCUGUGCCCAGACAUCGGGUGGGCGUAGCUGUUAUGGACGAGCUUAUGUAUGCGGUUGGUGGUUCCGCUGGCUCGGAAUACCACAGUACUGUGGAGUAUUAUGAUCCCGAAGUUGAUCGUUGGUUCCUGGUGCAACCGAUGCACACCAAGCGUUUGGGUGUUGGCGUAGUUGUUGUUAAUCGUCUCCUAUAUGCCAUUGGAGGUUUUGAUGGUCACGAACGUUUUGCCUCAGUAGAAUGUUAUCAUCCGGAAAAUAAUGAAUGGAGUUUUGUCAAGCCCAUGACAUGUGGCAGAAGUGGGGCGGGAGUUGCGGCCAUCAAUCAAUAUAUUUAUGUUGUGGGCGGAUUUGAUGGUACGCGGCAACUAUCCACGGUCGAACGUUACGAUACCGAAAAUCAAAUAUGGGAGCACAUGGCUCCCAUAAAAAUUGCUCGCAGUGCUUUAUCUCUUACUUCUUUGGAUGGCAAACUUUAUGCGAUAGGGGGUUUUGAUGGUUCAAAUUUCCUGUCCAUUGUAGAGGUAUAUGAUCCCAAGACGAAUUCUUGGGAACAAGGCACACCUUUGAGUUCGGGAAGAUCAGGUCAUGCCUCGGCAGUGAUAUACCAGCCAUCUUGUGUAAAUAAUUUCAUGGACUGCAUGGAGGAUGAAAGUUCUAAACGUGAUAACGAUGGAGGUUUUAACAAUGAAAAUCUAAGCGAUCAACAUGGUGGCAGUCGAGGCGCGGGUUCGGGAGGCGGUGGCGACAUGGGCGGCAGUGGUAGUUCCUCUUCUCAGGGCUUCCAGACAUCAUUUGGCAGUGGUGGCUGUAGAAAUUGUGAAACUGAAAUAAUACCUUCCCAAAGUGAUAAUGAAGAUGAAAUUCCAGCUGCAAAUAAAAAUAAAACUAAUGCUCCCGUAGAGUUUAGUAAUACUCCAAGUAAAAUAUUCAAAGUAACACCUUCUCAAAGUGAUCAUGAAAAUGAAAUUCCUGCUGCAAAUAAAAAUGGCACUAAUGCUCCCGCAGAGUUUAGAAACAUUCCAAGUAAAAUAUCCAAACGACGAAGGUGUAAAAUGUCAUGGAGAUUGAAAAAAUGUCAUCCAAAUGCUGCCAAUGAAGAUGUGAAAAAAACGAUAAGUACUUCCACUGAAAUGCCUGCGGUCUCCAGGGUAAGUUCUACUCAGCAGCAGCCGCAGCAGCAGUUUAAAGAUCAAAGUCACAGUGGAGAAAGUUUAGAAGAGAAUUGCUCACCACCCAUUUCAUCCGCCACAAAAGGCAAAUGCAAAUUUGCCCAGUGCAAAGCGCAUUGUAUAGCUGAGGCCAUUAGAAAAUACACAAAUAGUCGGGCCAUUUUAUGCGAUUUUGUACACUGCCUGCUGGAGAGACAUACGAAAAAAAUGCUAGAUGUGUGAAGAGGAGACAGACAUUACUACUCAAAAUGUUCACCCAAGUGUUCCAGUGUUCAACCACAAUAAUAUGUGAUAUAUUACAAAAAAAAGGAAAAUAGAUUAUAAUAGCAAAUAUUAGCAUCAUACUUCGAGAAAAACUUCUCUCUCGCUCUCGAAAAUACUGUUACACCCACAUAGGAAGACGGCAACUAACCUUUGUUGCUUUAUGUAACUGCUACAUUUCAAUGUCUCAAUGCAUUUGUUACACCCCCUCCCCCCAAUUAGUCUUACUGUAUUGACAUUUCACAUUCCAUAUCUAUUGUGUAUACUACUCCUUUUACCAUUUAGUCAUGUACCAUGGAUUAGUUAAGUCUAAUAUAAAAUUUCCUUUGCCUAGUUUUUAAAAACAGAACAUUCAAUCCCUCCUUCGAACUUUUUCAUCUUAAGUUGCUUCCCUUUUUUUACGAAAAUCCUGCUGCAUAGUUUUAAAGUCCGUAGUUAUAAAUAUAUGAAAUAAAAUAUUAUAAACUUUUUUUGAA
Stomoxys calcitrans (stable fly) is the source of this 3908-nucleotide messenger RNA. It is a transcript of the gene Keap1, whose product is annotated as kelch-like ECH-associated protein 1B. The transcript is spliced from 5 exons. The coding region runs from base 655 to 3393 and encodes 912 amino acids. Lineage: Eukaryota; Metazoa; Arthropoda; Insecta; Diptera; Muscidae. The record is from RefSeq and is a predicted model, not a curated record. Gene Ontology annotation, molecular function: protein binding.